AUGGCCUCAACUACCGAAGCUGCGGUUCCGACCGGGGCGACCCCCGAGGUUGCGCUCUCCGUCGAUGAAGCUUGGUCGCACGCCAUCAAGUUGCGCGCUGCAAUCGACAAGGAACUCGAGUAUGUCCAGAAAGAGAGCCCUGGGACACGCGAAACUGCUCGAUUUGAGAAGGUCGAGACACUGUUGCAAAACUAUCGUCUUGCCUGCAUUGCGACAAUUUGGCCCGAUAUCCGAGCUGCGACAGACAAGAAGGCUGAAGAAGCGCUCUGGGGUACCCAUAACUCGAUCACCAAGUCCUACCGAAAGGCGCUCUCCAAAAUACAGGGCCCCAACCAUAUUGUUGCCCGCCGUAAGAUGGACAGGUUAUUUACGCACUAUCUCAAGACGGCUCAAUACUUUUACCGGGGCUACCUUCAGCGGAUUUGUGCGCGCUACCAAAUGACCGACCUUCAACGCAUUGCACGCCGGGCCGAUCUCGAGGAAAUGCCCGUGCCAGAUGAGGACAAAGUCGAUGCCGAAGCAAAGAAGCUGGACGAAGUUGUUAGGACAUCAUGCCACAAGACUCUCAUUUACCUUGGUGAUUUGGCGAGGUACAGAACGACCCGGGGCAAGGAGCCAAAGUGGGACAAUGCUCUGGCAUAUUAUCUCUUGGCGGAUGAGCUGAUGCCCGACUUGGGACACGGCCAUCAUCAGUGCAGUGUCAUCUAUUGCGAGACCGGAGACCAUUUUGAGGUGGUAUACCAUUUAUACCGCUCAUUGGCCUGUGCCACACCGCACCCGAACGCAUUGAUGAACCUCGAGCGUGAGUUCCGGGAGCUUUACAAGCGGAAGGACAAGGCUACUAAGCAUGCCUUGACUGCUUGGUUUGUCAAACUCCACGCCUUCUACUUCCGGGGGAAAGAAUUCAGCGAGCGUAAGUCGCUCGAAAGCGAGGUCGAACAUCAGCUCGUUCUCGCGAUGAAGACUGGCUCCGGAUACGGUUCGGCGUCGGACCUGCUUAGGAUUGUUCUCAUCAACAUCACGGCGUAUAUGACAGCCCAAAACAGAAUCAACGAGAAGUGGACUGACGCAGGUUCUUUGUCCUGUCAGUACAUCUUAUCGUUCAAUCUUCGUACGAUCACUACCAUUGCACGCUAUCUUGGAGAGGUCAUAGCAGAUAUGAUCAAGCGUAGGGGCAAAGAGACUGCCCUUGAAGGUUCUGAAACCAGUGGAACGCCUGGGUCUUUCUCCCAAGCCGAACCCCAGACAAGCUUCAGCCCUUCCUUCAACCGAAUUUUACCCCUCCUGCGCGUCUACAUGACGUGGUUCUGCUUUUACGAAUCGCAGCUGGUCGAGUUCCGUCCGCACCUGGAACCGCAGUUUGGAGUCAUGUGCACAACACUGGGCGACAUGUUGAGCCUCCUUUUUGAUCUAUUAGGAGGGGAGCACUCUGGCAAAGCCGUUAGCUGGCGCUUCCCAGAGGAUGAGAUGACCGAGGGUGUCAGGUGUCUCAACGGGACCGAUCUUAAAGCUCAAUUCCGGCUGUCAUACGACUCGUCGACUGGAGAACUCAAGCCACGCGCCGAAGAGGUCCUGGAAGCCGCCAAUUGCAGCGAGGAUGACCUCGCCUUUACUCGAGGACUUGAUGUUUUGUUUUGCGCCAUACACCUGGGCUCGACCAACUCGAAGUUUCCUCUGCUUUCUCUCGAUUUAAAGAAGGGCUCCCGUGAGGUCACCACAUUUACCUUCCUCGAAGGUGGAAAGCCCAUGCCUCCUCCCGCGGACCGCUUCGUCCGGCCUCCGUCCAGCACCCACACCCCCACGCAAAAGGUGGCGAACCAACCAGCCGUAGCUCCGAACUUUGGGGUCCCGAAUGAAGCUUCCGACAACCGGGAUUCUCACGACUCAGCCCCGCCAAAAGCUGCGGCAAAGGUGGUCCAGCAGAAACAAGCUGCCAAUGCAGAGCCUCCUGCCCCUGCUGCUCCGAUCCGGCGUUCAGAGUUCCCUAUUGAUCGACAGAUGUUCAACAUUCUCAAUGAAUUCAUCAACCCGCCCGAGUCUACCGCCUCUGUGUCCCAACCCGUCACUCCUACCGGCCGUCCUGUUCCAAGCCCAUAUGGUCCGAAUUUUGCAUCUGGAGCGGCUCCUACCGCCAGCGGAGGCCCCAACAGCCCCGCGCGGGGGGCGACUGGUGCUGGAACCUUCCCAACCUUGCCAUGGGAGUACUUUUAUCGACCUCCGGUCAACUCUACUUUGCAGAACCCCCUAGUGAGUAGCACGGGUACAAAUUGGGGUGCGACGAACGGGAGCGGGUUGUCCCGACCAGCGAGCUCCGGGAAUUUAGGCGGGACUCAGGGUGCCGGAGACAGCAUCGGCGACCGUUAUGCGCGUCGAGGAGACCAAAAGGACGAGAGCGUGGCUGGAUCGAGUACCAUGGAGGAUCAAGUCGGGGUGCUUCGCUUCCUCGACCUAGGAUCGGGGGACGUAGGAUCGGGGGACCGUGAAACCUGGCCGAAUACGGCCCCUCCAACGCAGACUGCUCACGUUUCCGUCCCGCUCCCAGCCCCGUCGCCGCAAUACAACACAUGGGGUGCCUCUAGAGGCCCGUGGCAGACCGCAUAUGGCAACAACCUGGGAACGGCGGAUCGCAAUGGCAUAUCUAACUCGCCCUUCUCGACGCUCAAUUUCUCGGCCGGCAGCUCUGGCCUUCCGCGGGUCAACAGUCCUUGGGGCCUGCCUCAUCCGAACAACUUCAACGAUCAGGCUUCCGCUAGGCACUCGCCAUCCGCAUGGCACGAUGCUCGGCAGCCGCGUACCGGUCCGGCCCAGCCGCGACAGGUCGACAUUUGGGGUCAGCCUAUCCAGAACCCGCAGCAGUCUGCUUUCGACGGAAACGCAAAUGGCAACCCGUCGACGCCUCAGGGUAUGCACAAGCGCUGA
This is a messenger RNA of Dichotomopilus funicola, 2919 nucleotides long. RefSeq lists its product as uncharacterized. The record is from RefSeq and is a predicted model, not a curated record. The coding region runs from base 1 to 2919 and encodes 972 amino acids. The transcript has 5 exons. NCBI's taxonomy places the organism in Eukaryota, Fungi, Ascomycota, Sordariomycetes, Sordariales, Chaetomiaceae. Gene Ontology annotation, molecular function: protein binding.